CACUUCGUGGAUGCAGUUGGAUUUUGGGAAAACGUCAAAAAAUACAAAAAGUCGUAAAAGCACUAGCACUUUAAAGAAAAUAUAUUGACUGACUAGUUUAACAUAAUUAAUUGUUUAAAAUUAGUAAUAAUUUUAAGUGAAGAUGGCGGAUUCCAACAAUUCAACAGCGAAGUCUAAAGAGACAUUAGGCUCAGUAUUUACGUUGAACGAUUUCAACUCACGCACACAAUUAACCGACAAAGCACAACUGGAUGAUGUAUACAACACGGCAGACUAUAGAGACCAAGUUAAGGGUCAAACCUCAAUUGGCGCAUUUAUGCAUUUUCUGAAGGGUUCAUUGGGCACUGGUAUUCUGGCAAUGCCGAUGGCUUUUAAAAAUGCCGGCUUGAUGUUCGGUCUAAUUGCUACGAUGGUGCUGGGCUUUCUCUGUACGCAUUGUGUGCAUAUAUUGGCAAAAACGUCACAGGAUAUCUGCAAGGACAUCAGAGUACCGGCGUUGGGCUUCUCUGAAACCGCUGAAAAAGUAUUCGAAAAUGGACCAAAACGUUUGCGCUCAUGGUCAGCAUUUACAAAACUUUUCGUCGAUUACGGUCUCAUGGCAACAUAUUACGCAACCGCUUGUGUUUACAUUGUGUUUAUUGCCACAUCGUUUCAUGACGUCCUCAACUAUGACACUGGUCUGAAUUGGGAUAUACGCAUUUAUAUUGCGAUGACUGUAAUACCUUGCCUAUUCAUUGGGCAGAUAAGGAAUUUGAAAUUGCUUACACCGUUAUCGGUGUUGGCGAACUGCUGCAUUGUGGUCACAUUCAUAAUAGUUAUAUAUUAUCUAUUUAGUGGACCGUUAGUUUUCGCCGAUAAACCAUUGAUUGCGAGUGCGACACAGAUUCCACUUUACUUUGCCACCGUCAUCUUUGCCAUGGAGGGUAUUGGUACUGUUAUGCCAAUCGAAAAUUCGAUGAAGAAGCCACAACAGUUUUUGGGUUGCCCUAGUGUGUUGAACUUAGCUAUGAUUAUUGUUGUUUCGUUAUAUGCCAUAAUCGGCUUCUUUGGAUAUGCGCGUUAUGGUGAGGGUGUACGUGGCAGCAUUACAUUGAAUUUAGUGGAGGGCACAAUCGCCGGCGAUGCUGCAAAAUUGUUGAUGGCCAUGGCCAUUCUGUUGACAUAUGGCCUAGUCUUAUACAUACCUAAUGACAUACUUUGGCGUAAGAUCAGCCACAAAUUCGAUAAAGCAAAUCAUAAUAUAAUACAAAUAACUUUACGCACCGCCAUUGUGCUGAUAAGUGGCAGUAUUGCUGCAGCUAUACCUAAUCUGGAACCUUUCAUCAGUCUCGUGGGCGCAAUCUUCUUCUCUUUACUAGGUAUCUUUGUGCCUAGCGCCUGUGAGACAGUGUAUUUAUGGCCCGAUCGCUUGGGCUUUUGCAAGUGGAAACUGUGCAAAAAUAUAUUUUUAAGUGCAUUUGCCGUAUGCGCACUAGUUGCAGGCGCUACAGCGAGUAUAAACGAAAUAAUUAAAAUAUAUGUAUAAUAAAAAUUAGUGUAUAAAAACUAUAAACGAGCUAAGCUGUAAAUAUGUACUUCAAUAAGAUUCAAGCAAAAUACAAUAUUUGUAUUCAAGUUUCAGCACACUUACGUUGUUAUGUACCUGUAAUAUUUAAAAUAAU
Zeugodacus cucurbitae (melon fly) is the source of this 1661-nucleotide messenger RNA. Its product is annotated as proton-coupled amino acid transporter-like protein CG1139. Gene Ontology annotation, molecular function: amino acid transmembrane transporter activity. The record is from RefSeq and is a predicted model, not a curated record. Gene Ontology annotation, cellular component: vacuolar membrane. Lineage: Eukaryota; Metazoa; Arthropoda; Insecta; Diptera; Tephritidae. Gene Ontology annotation, biological process: amino acid transmembrane transport. The coding region runs from base 143 to 1525 and encodes 460 amino acids. The transcript has 7 exons.